Messenger RNA from Camponotus floridanus (Florida carpenter ant), 1043 nucleotides. RefSeq names its product estradiol 17-beta-dehydrogenase 8. The record is from RefSeq and is a predicted model, not a curated record. Bases 117 to 860 code for a protein of 247 amino acids. Gene Ontology annotation, molecular function: oxidoreductase activity, acting on the CH-OH group of donors, NAD or NADP as acceptor. Lineage: Eukaryota; Metazoa; Arthropoda; Insecta; Hymenoptera; Formicidae. The transcript has 4 exons.
AAUAAGUUCUCUCUUUCUAAAAUGUUACCGCGAACAAAGGAGAGAAUAAAAACGGUUUAUUUAUUAUACGCCUAUAGUUGUGCUCUGGUCGUUUAAACCGUCAUCUCUAUUUCGAAAUGUCGAUACGCUUAGCUGGAAGACUGGCACUUGUUACCGGUGCUGGAAGCGGCAUCGGAAGAGAAGUAUGUCGAGUUUUAUCUCGUGAAGGUGCAAACAUUGUCGCAGCCGAUCAGAAUAUCAAAACUGCUCAGGAAACUAUUGCCUCUUUAGAAGGUGCUGAACAUAUUGCAUUGCAUAUUAAUGUCGAGGAUCGAAUCAGUGUCAAAGCUGCGUUAGAUGUCAUAAAGCAAUUUUCAAAGCCUCCUACUAUUAUUGUUAAUUCGGCAGGCAUCUAUCGCAAAAAUAUUCUGACAGAGGUUGAUGACAAUACCUUUAAUGAUGUCAUUAAUAUCAAUUUAAAAGGUACCUUUCUAGUCAUGCAAACUGCUGUGAAAGCGAUGAUAGAGGGAAAUGUAACUAAAAAUUCUUCAAUUAUCAAUAUAAGUUCGCUUGCUGCUACACAUAGAGACGUUGGACUAAGUAUUUACAGUGCGUCAAAAGCUGGAGUGAUAGCUAUGACAAAGUGUGCUUCGUUGGAGUUUGGACAUCUUGGAAUUCGGAUAAAUGCAGUAUUGCCUGGUUUUAUAGAGACUCCUAUGACUGCACAUAUAUCUGACGAAAGUAGAGAAAUGUUAAUAAAACAAAUACCAUUGCAAGGAUUAGGACAACCAGAAGAUGUAGCAGAAGUUAUCGCGUUUUUAGCUUCUGAUAAGAGUUCCUACAUAAAUGGAGCCUCUAUUGAAAUUAGUGGAGGAAUUUAAGUUUUAUUAUUCUUAUACAUAUACCUCAAAUGUAUUAUAUAAAUACGUCAUUAGUCGAGUGUUAUACAUAUAUAUGUUUUAUAUGUCUUUAAUUGGUUUCAAUAUUAUUCAUGAAAUUAUAUAUUACAAUAUAAAUAAAAAGAUAAUCAUAUAACGAAAUUUCAGUCUAAAUUUUGUUACGAA